CAUACAUAUUUAAACUUCAUUUCCAUAUAUGUCAGUAUAGUCUAUAAGUUCGCGGAACAAUUGUCUCGAGCCAGAACCGAACCCAGAACCUGAGGUCGUUUAUUACUUCUAUAGUUUACACUUCUUUUAUGGUGAUGCCAGAAGCUACUAGCAACUCCACAUGUGUAAGUCCCCGGAGCAGCGGACCAGCCACCCAUCGUCGCCGUGCCUUUGAUCUUCUAACGGAACCUGAUGAUGAAGUUGAAGUGUUCCACCGCCGUGAGUUUCUAGUGGAAGAGUACAUGACAGGGUUGUGCAAGUUAUUGAGUUCAAGAAAGAAUGCGAGCCGUUGGAUUGUGGGAAUGUUGAUGGUGGUGAUGAUGAUGAUAAUGUUUUUGAAGAUUUGGGUGAUGAUGGAGAGUGAUUAUAAUGAUGUGGGAAUGAUUAGUGGUGGGAAAAGUAGUAGAAGAUUGUUUGCUAUUCAGACAUGGGCUAAUUAUCAUCAAAAUGUAAUUUUGUCGAAACCAGAGGAGAUUAAGAGCUCAUUAGUGCCAUCCAUGCCUCAGAGAGUUCUGGAGAAGUACCCUGUUCCAGAAAUCUGGAUGAAACCAGAGAGUGAUGAUUACUAUCAAUGCAUUAGCCGGCAAAAUAAUAGAACAAGGACCAGAACUGCAACAAAUGGUUAUAUUUUGGUUCAUGCAAAUGGGGGACUGAAUCAAAUGAGAACAGGAAUAUGUGACAUGGUUGCAAUUGCAAAAAUUAUGAAUGCAACUUUGGUUCUUCCUUCCCUUGAUCAUGAAUCCUUCUGGACGGAUCCAAGUGAUUUUAAAGACAUUUUUGAUUGGAAGCAUUUCAUCGAUGUCUUAAAAGAUGACAUUGAUAUAAUUGAAUCGUUGCCACCACACUUAGCAGCGAAGAAGCCCUAUCUGAAGGCUCCAGUCUCAUGGUCUAAGGCAAGUUACUACAGAGGAGAAAUGGUGUCAUUGUUGAAAAAGCAUAAGGUGAUCAAGUUUACACAUACUGAUUCGCGGCUUGCUAACAAUGGCAUUCCAGGCUCUAUUCAGAGGCUUAGAUGUCGUUCCAACUAUGAGGCUCUUCGGUACACACAAGGGAUAGAAGACCUCGGAAAGAUAUUGGUUGAUCGACUUAAGAAGGAAGACGAGCUGUAUAUUGCUCUACAUUUAAGAUAUGAGAAAGACAUGCUUGCAUUUACAGGCUGCAGCCACAAUCUCACUGCAGAUGAAACCGAGGAACUUCGUGCUAUGAGGUACAAUGUGAAGCACUGGAAAGAGAAGGAGAUAGACAGUAAGAAGAAAAGAAUGACUGGUGGGUGCCCAAUGUCCCCAAGAGAGGCAGCUUUUUUCCUCAAAGCCAUGGGCUAUCCUUCCUCUACAAAGAUAUACAUUGUUGCGGGGGAAACUUUUGGAAGUAACAGCAUGGAUGCAUUCAGAUUAGAGUAUCCUAAUGUUUUCACACACUCUACUCUAGCCACAAAGGAUGAGAUAGAGCCUUUUAAGCAUUACCAGAAUCGCCUUGCUGCUUUAGAUUAUAUUGUAGCAUUGGAAAGUGAUGCAUUUGUUUACACCUAUGAUGGUAACAUGGCAAAAGCAGUGCAGGGUCAUAGGAGGUUUGAAGGCUUCCGGAAGACGAUCAACCCUGAAAGAUUAAACUUUGUACGAAUGAUAGAUCAGUUGGAUGAGGGUAAUAUAACUUGGAAAGAGUUUUCCUCGGAGGUGAAGAGCUUGCACUCAGACAGACUUGGGACUCCAUAUCUUAGACAGAGAGGUGAAACACCAAGGCUGGAGGAGAAUUUUUAUGCAAACCCUUUACCUGGUUGUGUUUGUCAGAGAUCUGAGAAGAAACUCAGUAGCAGACGAGAUUACAGAAUACCAAAACGAAAUGCUGCUGCACGGAGAUAGAAUUUUGUUUUUUGUCACAGAUACAUGUAACGACUUCUGUAAAAUUUACUUGAGCCGAGGAUGCAGCGUAGUCACAGGGUAACACUCAUUCUUUUUGUACAUAUAAAGAGGAAGAUACAAGAAAAUUUUAAAAUUAGGUAGAAAAGAUUUAUGCUCA
Messenger RNA from Daucus carota subsp. sativus, 2055 nucleotides. Its product is annotated as O-fucosyltransferase 19. Gene Ontology annotation, cellular component: cytoplasm. Lineage: Eukaryota; Viridiplantae; Streptophyta; Magnoliopsida; Apiales; Apiaceae. The transcript has 8 exons. Bases 129 to 1898 code for a protein of 589 amino acids. The record is from RefSeq and is a predicted model, not a curated record.